UCAUCGGAUUAUGGAACUUGCAUUAAGUUCAAUGGAAAAUCAAGCGAAUUUCAAUAACAGUGCACAGAAUCCAGACGUUGCAGAUCCUGAAGAUGAAUUGCAAAACAUCAAUAAUGAAAUGAUUACUCAGAAUUCAAGCACGUACGUUGUUCAGAGUACAGGUACUAUGAAGAUGAAUUUUACAAGGGUUCAUAAAACAUCCUCUAGUCCGAAUACUUCAGAAGAUGGGGAUUUUUCAUCUGGUUCUAGUGAUAAUUAUGCACCAUCAAGUAGUCGGGAGUCAAGCUGCUCUGAACAAUCCUUUGAUUCUGAAGCUGAGAAUCUAGAACCAGCUCAGAAUGGACCUGAUUCUCCAGCUAAGAAAGGAAAAAAGAGAAUAAGGAAUGUUGAAAACUGGAUUAAAGUGAAAGCUAAGACAUUGAAAAAUUCGGGGAAAAAGUAUACAUCAAGCGCCGGAAAAAUGGUUGAAGCGAAAAAAAUGAGACCACCAUGCUCAGAAAAAUGCAUACUAUCCUGUACGAAAAAAAUUGGUGAGGCAUUCAGAAUUCAAUUGUUCACAGAAUACUGGGAGUUGGCUUCUCUGCAACGACAGCGCGAUUUUUUGAGUUCUUGCAUUGAACAGUUAACAGUGAAGUACCGUCGCAUAUCAUCCACAGAAGCCCGCAAACCUAACUGCGCCUUCUAUUUGCUGAAUAACGGACAGAAAGUCCGUGUUUGCAAAACAUUCUUGAUAAACACAUUAGGAAUAGCUGAAAGAACUAUUCGAACUGUCAUUGCGUCAAAGGCAACUGGUUGUGGAAUUGCACCUGCAGAUCAAAGAGGGAAACACAGUAAACACAGAAGAAUUGAUUCAGAAAUCUUGAAUUCCAUCCGAGACCACAUAAACUCAAUACCGCGAAUUGAAAGCCAUUAUGUUAGAAGCGAUACGUCAAGAGAAUUUAUAGAUGGUGGGUUGUCCAUUGCCGAAAUGCAUAGGCAUUAUUCAGAAGAAAGGGCUUUAGCUAAUAAACCCACCACAACUUACGAUACAUAUGCCCGGAUAUUCAAUACAGAAUUUAACAUUGGAUUCUUCGCACCUAAGAAAGAUCAAUGUGACCUAUGUGAAUCCUAUAAAAAUAAUCCAAACAAUACUGAAGUACAAAAGGCAUACGAAGAACAUCAAGAAGAAAAAAAACUUAGUCGUAAUGAGAAGGACCAGGAUAAAAGCAAAGCCAAAAACCAAGACAUUGUUUUAGCAGUUUAUGACUUGCAGGCGGUACUACCUGUACCAAUGGCGCAAACUUCAAUUUUUUUUUAUAAAUCCAGACUUAACUGUUUCAACUUUACGGUAACUGAAAUUGGGAAUGACAAAACUUUCUGCUUCUUCUGGCAUGAAGGGCUCGGGCAUAGAGGUGCUGCAGAAAUAGGGACUUGCGUUUUACUCUAUCUAGAGGAAUUGUCCAAAACCAAACCUGGAGCUGAUGUCGUGUUUUAUUCAGACAACUGUGGUGGUCAGCAAAAAAACAAGUACCUAUGUACCAACACAACAACUAUUAAAGUAUGA
This is a messenger RNA of Photinus pyralis (common eastern firefly), 1543 nucleotides long. RefSeq lists its product as uncharacterized. Bases 11 to 1543 code for a protein of 510 amino acids. The record is from RefSeq and is a predicted model, not a curated record. The transcript has 2 exons. Lineage: Eukaryota; Metazoa; Arthropoda; Insecta; Coleoptera; Lampyridae.